CGGCUCCCCGCGCCGCAGCUAGGCACCAGCGCCACCACGGACCGCCCCCGCGCCCGCCCGACGGCGCCCCACUGCGCUUUAAGAGCCGCCCUGGCAGCCCAGCCCCAGCCGCCCAGACCGGAGAGACCAGCCUGCGGGAGCAACCCCAUGGCGGAGCAGCUGGCCCUGGUGAUUGGGGGCACCAUCGGGGGGCUGCUGCUGCUGCUGUUGAUCGGGGCAAGCUGCUGUCUGUGGAGAAGGUUCUGUGCCACCCUCACCUAUGAGGAGCUGCCUGGGACACCAGCCAUGGCCAGCGCAGCCGCCUCCAGUGGGCAGCAGGACAGGCCCUGCCAGCCGCAUGCUAGGACCCAACUGAGCAGGCCACCAGAUGUACCAUUCGUGGUGCCCCCUUCCCUUCAAGGCCGAGAUUGGGUGCCCCUGCACAGUGGAGAGUGGACCCAUGCCCCAUGGGACUCCUGCCCGGCAUCAGAGCUUCUGCCUCACACCCCUAGUGGCGGCCUUGGAGAUGCAUGUAUGGUAGGGGCUAUCAACCCAGAGCUGUACAAGUUCCCAGAGGACAAAAGUGAGACGGACUUUCCUGCCGGCUGCCUGGGGCGGCUGUGGUUCUCGGUGGAAUACGAGCAGGAGGCUGAGCGGCUGCUGGUAGGCUUGAUCAAGGCACGGCACCUGCAAGCCCCCUCGGAGACCUGCAGCCCCCUGGUGAAGCUCUACCUGCUGCCCGAUGAACGGCGCUUCCUCCAGUCCAAGACCAAACGCAAAACCUCCAACCCGCAGUUUGACGAGCACUUCAUCUUCCAGGUACAGCCUCUGGAGAAGGCAGGGUCUGGUGCCCUCCGAGAUGCAUGUAUGGUAGGGGCUAUCAACCCAGAGCUGUACAAGUUCCCAGAGGACAAAAGUGAGACGGACUUUCCUGCCGGCUGCCUGGGGCGGCUGUGGUUCUCGGUGGAAUACGAGCAGGAGGCUGAGCGGCUGCUGGUAGGCUUGAUCAAGGCACGGCACCUGCAAGCCCCCUCGGAGACCUGCAGCCCCCUGGUGAAGCUCUACCUGCUGCCCGAUGAACGGCGCUUCCUCCAGUCCAAGACCAAACGCAAAACCUCCAACCCGCAGUUUGACGAGCACUUCAUCUUCCAGCCCCCCUCGGAGUUUGGCGACCUCCAGUUCUGCCUCAGCUACAACGACUACCUGAGCCGCCUGACGGUGGUUGUGCUGCGUGCCAAGGGCCUCCGGCUCCAGGAGGACAGAGGCAUUGUCAGUGUGUUUGUCAAAGUGUCUCUGAUGAACCACAACAAGUUUGUCAAGUGCAAGAAGACUUCAGCUGUGCUGGGCUCCAUCAAUCCUGUGUACAAUGAGACCUUCAGCUUCAAGGCCGAUGCCACCGAGCUGGAUACCGCUAGCCUCAGCCUGACCGUGGUGCAGAACACGGAAGGGGACAAGAGCCAGCAGCUGGGCCGAGUGGUGGUGGGCCCCUACAUGUACACCCGUGGCAGAGAGCUGGAGCACUGGGACGAGAUGCUCAGCAAGCCCAAGGAGCUGGUGAAGCGCUGGCACACGCUCUGCCGCAUCACGGAGCCCUGACCCUUCGCCCAGCACCGCGGUUCCGCUUUGGGAGCCGACCGUCCUCGCAGUUGCACGUGACGGUCACAGCCACAAGCAUGGACGUUUCAUCCAACAGCUCCCUGAGCUGCCAGGCCAGCCCGAGCCAGGAGAACGUGAGUGCUGAUGUGCAGGAGAGAAGAGGGGACAAAGAAGCCCCAGCCCAGUCAGCAGCUCUGGCCAUACAGCCUUCCAACACACUCCCUCCUCCUUACCCACAGGGCUGCCUGGGUUCAGAAUCCCGGCUCCUGGUCCUCACAGCCCUAAUUUGGACCAGAAUCUCAGGUGCUCAGAAGAAAGAUCCUGUUUAGGGAUGACCCAGCUCUACCUGCUGAAUGGAUGUGCAGGGUAAACUUGGGUGCCUCCAUCGGGAAAAGCUGAGGAUGUGUUCAUGCAGCCGAUGACCCUCGCUGCUUUUUCAGCCAGGGUUUCUCUGCCUUCUGCCCAGCAGAAAAAACAUACUGCUAUGGGGAAAAUCACAGGGAGAGCGCUGUGAGCAGCACGCUCAGGCACCAAGUGUCGACAUGGCUCACUGUGCUGGAUGAGGGCCUCCCCAAGCAUUAGGUCCUCCACGGGGCUGUGUCAAAUGCCCUACCACAUUGUGUCAAGUCUGCCCGUGGCCCACCCUCCCCACAGUCCAAAACCACACAGCCCUGGUUCUCCAGCUGUUCUGCUGCUGUUUCUACGCUCUCCCUGAUUAACAGCAUUCAGUUCCUGGGCUCUCCCUAUGGGCAGGAAAUGGUGAAAGCAUGUGGCUAUGGUAUAGCCCACAGGGCUGAGAUUGUUGUGUUGCAGUAUUGAUGUAAAAUUUGUUAAGAAGGAAGUACCCAUAAAUCACUCCCAUCAAUUCCCCAGAAGUUGCACUCAAGCUGGUGGGCAGCCCUUGUGCUUGUCACAGUUACCGUAACAGGCAGUGUGUAUUUGCACCUGGCACUGUGCAGCCUGCACGUCAACACGUUGUUUUGCAUAACUGGAACAGAACAUGGAACCAGUAUCUCUUUCUCUUUUUUUCCUUCUUUUUCUUUUUUUAUUUUAUUUUUUUGAGAUGGGGUUUCCCUCUUGUCACCCAGGCUGGAGUGCAAUGGCGUGAUCUCCGCUCACUGCAACCUCCGCCUCCCAGGUUCAAGUGAUUCUCCUGCCUCAGCCUCCCAAGUAGCUGGGAUUACUGGUGCCCACCACCAUGCCUGGCUAAUUUUUUUAUUUUUAGUAGAGACGGAAUUUUACCAUGUUGGCCAGGCUGGUCUCAAAUUCCCGCCCUCAGGUGGUCCACCCACCUCACCUCCCAAAGU
This is a messenger RNA of Mandrillus leucophaeus (drill), 2882 nucleotides long. It is a transcript of the gene SYT15, whose product is annotated as synaptotagmin XV. The record is from RefSeq and is a predicted model, not a curated record. Gene Ontology annotation, molecular function: syntaxin binding; phosphatidylserine binding; calcium ion binding. The transcript has 8 exons. NCBI's taxonomy places the organism in Eukaryota, Metazoa, Chordata, Mammalia, Primates, Cercopithecidae. Bases 148 to 1575 code for a protein of 475 amino acids. Gene Ontology annotation, biological process: regulation of calcium ion-dependent exocytosis; calcium-ion regulated exocytosis; cellular response to calcium ion.